Molecule: messenger RNA, 1310 nt
Organism: Suillus subalutaceus
Lineage: Eukaryota; Fungi; Basidiomycota; Agaricomycetes; Boletales; Suillaceae
Exons: 14
Coding region: 230-1138 (302 amino acids)
Source: RefSeq, a predicted model, not a curated record
AGAAGGAGUUACAGCCACCGGUGACCCUUUAAGUUGUCAGCCGUGGGAUCAUCGAUAUACGUAUGACCUCUCCGUUGGACCUUUCCGUAGGUAUCAGAUAUGAUCGAGGACGACAUCAGAUGGAAAAGUGCGGUGCCUCAAGUUAACGAGAUUCUGAUGGCCUGCCCUAUAAAUAUUGUAGCAGCCCAUCCCUCACUCUUCGAAUUCGCCAUUUGAUCUGCACAGUCUCAUGUCGGAACUAGAAGCAUCUCUCUAUGCUCUUGACUGGAAUAACUACAUCUCAGUUGCAACCAUUACCACAAUAUCAUAUGAGUACGUGCUUCAGUUCGAGAAAGAGGUCGCGUAUGUUUGGGGAAGACAGUGGUCAGUGAUGACAUACCUAUACUUUGCUACUCGAUAUUUUGGUAUUUUGGUUGUAAUGACUUGCGCCUGCUGGGGAGGUCUGUUUUACAUACCCGAAGCAGUGAGUUAUGGUAUAUUUCUGUUUAUGCAAUGGGGGAUUUCUGUAUAUUGUGCCUUGGCGAAAGUCAUUCUCAUCUGGCGUCUUUACGCCAUAUACGGCCAAUCCAAGCUCAUACUUUAUGUCCUAUCGGGUUUGUUCCUACCAGUCGUCGCGCUCUAUUUAACGAUGGAUAUAUUUUUAUGGAGUCGACCCUCGGCGAUCUCAGUGGAAGAAGUAAUAAUAACUCCAAACAUCAAGUACUGCGAGGCUGUCUUCCACAUUGGGCCUAUGCCUGCGAUAUAUGCUUCCAUCCCCAUCCUAUGCUAUGAUAUUUUACUGGUUGUUCUCGCCAUCGCCGUCCUCGUGAAGCACCUGAAAGAACGGAAGGAACUUCAAAUGAAGCCUAACACCUAUGUAGUCAUGAUCGUCCGAUAUCAUGUCGUAUACUUUGUCAUGAAUUUAGCAAGUCAAAUCUUCAUGGCGAUAUUGUGGGCCAACCUUCCAACAGUGGUGAUGUAUCUCGUACUGUUUUUGUACGACACCGCGCCAUUUAUUCUCGUGCCACGUCUUAUCAUCAGCAUCUGGGAAACACAUGCCAAUGACAACUGUAUACAUGUCAGUACAACAUUCGAGGAUUGCGUCUGUUUGACUUCGCCACGGAUACUAGAGGAGCACGAGAUGAAUUUUGGCGCAUGAUGUUCCAACUUGAGGAAGGAGUCAGAGUGAAGUCCUUCACUCAGGCAUUCGUCCUGACAAAAUUCUCUGAUACCAAUCCACAGUAUCAUAGUGUUCAUACAUUGUAACUACCAAGAAAAACAGGAUGUAUCAAUUAUCUAGUAACUAGGGUGAUUUUGAGUUAUCGUGGAGA